CGUCUAGCUUGUUACACCAUGUCUUGUGUUUGUUAUGUUUCUAUUGUGUGUGUUCGUUGUUUUUUCAAUACUUGGAUUUGUAUUUGUUCCAGUGAUGAAAUAAUUAAAAAAAUGCUGACCAAACGCCAACAAGAUCCAUUGUACAAAUGUGCAGGUUCUGUUUUCUAUAUACGUUAUCAUUGAUCUGAAACAUUGAGUUUAACUUACACAACUAGCUAAACGAAAUAUCGUGAGGGAAAUGUAAGGAAGAUAGAAACCUAAAAAACCUAUCAACCAAGAACCUAUCAGCCAAAAUAGAAAUCUACAAAACCUAUCAACCAAGAUAGAAACCUACAAAACCUAUCAACUAAGAUAGAGAGCUACAAAACCUAUCAACCAAGAUAGAAACCUACAAAACCUAUCAACCAAGAUAGAAACCUACAAAACAUUAACCAAGAUAGAAACCUACAAAACUUGUCAACCAAGAUAGACACCUACAAAACCUAUCAACCAAGAUAGAGAGCUACAAAACAUAUCAACAAAGAUAGAGAGCUACAAAACCUAUCAACCAAGAUAGAGAGCUACAAAACGUGUCACAACUAAGUCUUGUGUGCCCACAAAAAUGAAUGACUCAGCGGAAAUGUUGGUGUUGACUGAGCGCCUCUACCAGCUAGAGAAAUUACUCAACGCAACACUCAAGGCUUCACACAGUCAAGCUGAUCCUAUUGCACCUGCCGCCCUCGCCCUGUCCGUCUGCUGUCUCCUGACCCUGGCUGUUCUAAUCUACCUGUUCUGGCACCACAGACGACAGGUGAAAUCACACCUAGAGCCACGUGACCAAACAGAUCACUAUGGUGAUGCUAAAACUAAAAAAGAAGCAGCUAGGCCUGAGGUUGACCUACAAGAGUUGAUGGCUCAAAUCAACGAGAACAAAACUUGCUGUCUGGACAAAGGGAAACUUAUAACAGUCCUACAGAGAAAGACGGCUGAGCUUCAGAUCCAGCUUGACGACAUGGGGACGAGACUAAGUGAGACGAGGGCAGCCAGCGUUGGCUGUACACAAGACGUUGUCAACCUGAGGGCCCAGCUCAGUGCUGUAGAGGAGAGACUUGCUAAAGAGAAAAGACAGGCCAGUCACAGCAACUCACCAGCCACAUCGAGUGCUGCUAAACCCAACCCUUUGGCCAACGCUAAGUUUCUUGAAGAAAUUAGAAAUUAUAGAUCAAGGAUCGUCACGUUAGAGAAAAAUGAAAAAGAAUUGAGGUCAAAGGUUGAGAAAUUAGAGCAACAGCUUCAUCAAAUGUUGAGAGAAGACAAUGGUGUAGCAGUUCAUGAAGAAAUUCCCGUCACAGAGAGCAGAGAACAAACGUCUCAAAACUCAGUUUUUGAUUCCAGUCUAUCAUUUGGACCCGGCGAUCUUGCUAAUUCUAGUUUUUCAUCCACUGGGCUUAGUUCUAUAAAUAGCUUUAGCGAGACACUAGCGAGAAGUGAGACAAGAGACGAGACCGAACGCCAGCCUCUACUCCAAUUGUCUGGGGCGACUAGCGGUUCUCAUAGUGUUGUCUGAAGUGGGCCUGUAGGAACAUUAGAAGGAACUGUCUGAUGUGGGCCUGUAGGAACAUUGGAAGGAACUGUCUGACGUGGGCCUGUAGGAACAUUAGAAGGAACUGUCUGGUGUGGGCCUGUAGGAACAUUAGAAGGAACUGUCUGAUGUGGGCCUGUAGGAACAUUAGAAGGAACUGUCUGAUGUGGGCCUGUAGGAACAUUAGAAGGAACUGUCUGAUGUGGGCCUGUAGGAACAUUAGAAGGAACUGU
Molecule: messenger RNA, 1794 nt
Organism: Physella acuta
Lineage: Eukaryota; Metazoa; Mollusca; Gastropoda; Physidae
Source: RefSeq, a predicted model, not a curated record